Lethenteron reissneri (Far Eastern brook lamprey) is the source of this 842-nucleotide messenger RNA. RefSeq names its product queuine tRNA-ribosyltransferase catalytic subunit 1-like. Gene Ontology annotation, molecular function: tRNA-guanosine(34) queuine transglycosylase activity. Gene Ontology annotation, cellular component: cytosol. Lineage: Eukaryota; Metazoa; Chordata; Hyperoartia; Petromyzontiformes; Petromyzontidae. The record is from RefSeq and is a predicted model, not a curated record.
GCACACUGUACUGGCACAGGGUCUCACUGUACUCGCGAUGCCAAUGCCGCUGUCUCUGCGCGUCGUGGCCGAGUGCCGCUGGAGCGGCGCCCGCGCCGCCACGCUCGUGGCCCCCCACGGCCCCGUGGCGCUGCCCGUGUUCAUGCCGGUGGGCACGCAGGGCACCCUCAAGGGGCUCACCGCGCGACAGCUGCGUCGUCUCGGCUGCGGCAUCUGCCUGGGCAACACCUACCACCUGGCCAUGCGGCCCGGGCCGGAGCUGAUCGAGAAGGCCAAGGGCUUGCACGGCUUCAUGGACUGGGAGCGCUGCCUGCUCACCGACAGCGGCGGCUUUCAGAUGGUGUCUCUGGUGGAGCUGGCGGAGGUGACGGAGGAGGGGGUCCGCUUCUCAUCUCCAUAUGAUGGCCGCCACAUCCUCCUGACGCCCGAGGCCUCCAUUCACAUUCAGAAUUCCCUGGGCUCUGACAUUAUGAUGCAGCUGGAUGAUGUGGUGAGCAGCACGGUGACCGGGCCACGUGUGGAGGAAGCCAUGUGGAGGUCCGUGCGCUGGUUGGAUCGCUGCAUUGCAGCAAACAAGAACCCAGACUCCCAGAACCUGUUUGCGAUCAUCCAGGGCGGACUUGACCCCGACCUACGGCUCAAGUGUCUGCAGGGUACGCGGCGCACGCCAGGCCACUGAGGGUCUGGAGCUCGCUUCGUGAAGUCCGCCCGCACGGUCACUGAGUACCAGUGGCACCCUGGCUACCCUCUAAACAAGAGAUUGAAUGCACUCGUGGUCGCCCUCCGGGAUGAAGAUGGAACCACAUCAUGAUAGAUAGACACUUAUAAUGAGUACAGACACA